AGAUUACAGAAAGUGCAUAUGCUCGGUUCAAGAGUAAACAAAACAGGCGACACAAACCGAAACGCCGGGACCGUGCGAAGGAACGAGAGAGCACCAUAUCGAAUGGAGAGGAGCUCCAUGCCGAGUCCAGGUGCGUUCACACGACCGCAAGUCCCGCAGCAUCCUACUCUAUUCUCGGCUGAAUACGAUCGUGUUUGUCUACAUUUUCGUCUCGUCGUUGCAGCCGUAUCAGUUAGUAGGUGCGUAGCGGAGGAAAAAGAAAAAAAAAACAAGACCAUAGUCCAGAAAAAAAAAUAAAACCGUGCGGGCGAGAACGCUGUUCAGGAAGAUUAGACCUCAUUUUGCUCUCUUUUGGACCUGUAGCAAGCAGUCUACUACGAUUGAUACACGUAUUGGCGAAUAAAAUGUAGCUGAAUAAAUAAUGCAAAUUAUACCGUAGUUGGAAGUGUGUGAAUUUGUCAAAACAAAACCAGCAGCGCAGCAACUAUACGAAUAAAUGGGCUUGGUGAUAAUGACGUAUUAUACGUUUGAUUAAAAUCGGGUCAAACCCUCGGGCUCGUAUUGAAGAUAACAAAAACUGCGACAGUAAAGUCGGUCAUCACCGUCGUCAAGCUGAAUACUUCUAAUCAGCUAACUGGGAAUCAUUUAUCUGAGAGCAUCAUCGCCGAUACCAACGACGAACACAAGAUAGACGAAAGAAUAAGAGUUACAGUUAUUACACAUCAAAAGUGUCGUGCCAGAAACAGUACGGUUAAAAGUGUUGCAUACGGAGACAACAAAAAAUAAAAAGUCCAAGCCGAAAACCGGACGGACAGGCUCUGGUUGCGGAUGUCAUAGAUAUAGAGUAGGUAGAAACGGUGCAGCAGCAGCUAAUCGACGAUGGCAACGGGAGGAAAAGCAAUCGGUGCAGGAGGAAGUGGUCACAGUCUAACAGUGGACCGGGAGUUUCGGUAUGUCGUUCAGUGGUUCACCGAGUGGAGCGAUUUCCAGCGGGAAGAUUUUGUACCGGUGUUGGCCACCUAUAUGUCCAGUGCCAAUCCGGCCGGGGGACCGGUUUACGUGAACGGAAUCAUUGCCGGAAUGGCGAACGUCAGCGGGCAGGACAAACCGAUGAGUCUGUUCCAGUGUAGGGUAAAACUAUUCAACCAAUGGUCCAGUAAAUGGCCGGAAACCGAGCGGGAGAAAUUGCUGCAGCGGCUGACCGAAAUCGAUGCUAACUUUGGUCGGUUGGUCCAUCAGGAACUGGCCGGAAUCUCACCCAGCAUCGAUGCGGCCUAUCCCGGUGAUCCGGCGGCGACCCCCACCAGCAUCACCACUAGCACCAAUUCGCAAACUAGUUCACCAGUCAGGUCCACGGAGAUAAGCUCGGAGCCCACCGUACCGACAUCCACAACGCGACUGGUCAUUGGAGACGAUUGAAUUGCCGACAGUUUUUGGUUCCAAGUGGUGAUCUUCUUUCCUAAGAACUGACCGACUGUUUUUUCUUAUUCCGAAGAUAUUUAUUUACUUACCAUAUCAUUCCACAUGGAACAUUCGUUUUAUACACAGAAGCAACUACAAACAAACGUAUUUAAAACUGGGAAUCUCAUUUCUGGUUCGGUGAAAACAAGCUUUUUUCUUCUCCGAAAAAGCUUCGCAACUACACAAAAGGAGAGCCGCCUAAAGCGGUUCGGACAAAUCAAAUUUAUGAUAACGUUGUCAGUUCAGUCUUUGCGAGUAGAGUGUGAAAACAAAAAUUAAAAUUAAGAUAAUUUACUAUUUAUCAAGCUGUUAGUUGGUUAAGCUGUGAAAAGCAAUUUUAAAUUUGCCAUAUAACACAACAAAAAAAGAACAAGUUCUCAAUCUUGAAACAAGACAAGUAUUUAAGACAAGUUUAGAGUAGUUAGGAAGUCUCCUACAAAAGGAAGUGAUGGCUUCGAGACAAAAGAAUUUUACAUAGGUUCCGUGUAACUGAAAAAAUAAGAACAAUACUAAUUAGGUUUUGUAAUACAUUCGUUUCUCUUAUGUAUGUAACCUCCCCCCAAGAAGCUCAAAAAACCACUCUACGGUGAGUGGUGCAGUCAAUUGCAAAAGUUGCAUCAACUGAAAAAAAAACGAGUAAUAAAAUUUAAAGUUGUUUCCGGGUGUGUGCACCCAGAUA
Messenger RNA from Malaya genurostris, 2140 nucleotides. RefSeq lists its product as uncharacterized. The record is from RefSeq and is a predicted model, not a curated record. The transcript is spliced from 2 exons. Lineage: Eukaryota; Metazoa; Arthropoda; Insecta; Diptera; Culicidae. The coding region runs from base 880 to 1419 and encodes 179 amino acids.